AUGGGGCCGCGCGUGCUGCCGCCGUUCCUGCCGCUGCUGCUACUGCUGCUGUCCGCGCGGCUGUGUAGGGCCCAGGAGGCCGCGCCGUCGCCGCCCACCGUGACAAACGGCAGCCAUCCGGGUGCGCCGGCCAACAGCACGAAGGUGCUGGCGCCUGACGCACCGGGCUCGCCGCUGCUGCGCGCCUUCUGCGUGCUCGUGGGCCUCAGCGCGCUGGCCGCACUCUACUUCCUCAUCCGGGCCUUCAGGUUGAAGAAGCCGCAGCGGAGCAGAUACGGCCUCCUGGCCAACACUGAGGACCCCACUGAGAUGGCCUCCGUGGACAGCGACAAGGAGACUGUUUUUGAGACGAAGAAUCUGAGAUGAUGCUGCAGUGGGGAGGUGGCGUUUCCAGCAUCCUAUGGAAAGGACAGGAGACGGCCCACGCCUGGCGCCUGGGCCUGUUCUCUUGGCAUAGGUGCUGGCCUCACCGAGAGUCUCUGAUGGAACCUGUGCGGCCUCGCCUUCCCGGAUGCUGCUCCAACCUGGCCAAGGGUGUUGGGAUGGAAGCCAGAGGAGCCCCGACAGCUGCCUGCCAGGACUCGGGCCCCCUUGCUGGACUGUCACUCGUGCACCUCUCUCUCUGCCCAUAGGGAUGAAGCAGCCCUGAGCUGAAGCCUGGUGGGCAGGUGGAUUUAGGGGCCUGUCUGGGAAUGCCUUCCCCCUGGACUGGGUACAAAAACAGCAGUGGCUGUUCAUUUGGCACGCGGCUCCCUGCUGUCUCCAGAUUUGGGUGUCCUGGCUCAGUGUGUGGGGGGUGGGUGAUGAAGCAGGGUUUGAACCGGCCUCAGUUUCCCCAUCUGCAACCAAGCUGGGCUUCUCUGGCCUGGUUCCCAGCUGUCCUGAGGAUAGGUGUAAACAGAGAAAUGCGGGCCACCUGCCCCUUUUUGCCUCUUGGCCUAGAGAGAACUAACUACUCAUCCAUCAGAUCCUCUGCUGCAGGCUCCCUUCUCCAUGUGCCACCUUCAGCCUGAGGGUCAAGGGCCACGCCCCCAGAGAUCCUCACCUCAGCUCACCAGCACCUUUGGGGGAGUUUCCAGAGGAGCCCCGGGGCUGUGGUGUAGGGGUGCUGGAGUUGCCUGCAGCCUGAGGGCCCCGUGCCCUAUGCGCCCCUAACCCGUCAGCCUCCUGUGGAAUCGUCUGUGGGCCUGAGUUCCCAUUGGUCCCUCUGAAGGCCUUGUUCUUCCUGCAGGCUGCUGUCUGGACUGGGUCUGGCUCUGUCUUGUCACCUUCUGUCACCUCCUGUCCCUGUAAGUUUGGCCUUGGUGACUUGGAGACCCCUGGCUGCCCAGCCUGAGAUCUCCCCCCAGGCCAAAUGGCCAGAGCCACCACCGCCGUGUCAUAAGGAGGAGCCACCACCAGGUGGCAGCCUUGUCCCACCCAGCCUCUGCUGGGCUCAGGUGGGGCAUCUGGAGGGGACCCCGGCCCCCUCUGACCUCCCCCUUCUGUUGCCUUCUCCCCAGGAGCCAAACUGUUACUCCAGGGAGCGGCGGGUACAGGUCUGUCCGGGGAGCCCAUUUCUCAUGAUUCUUUCUGAGCUCCCUCUCAUCCCCACGUCCACCCUGGGAUGGGCAGAGUCUAUUGCCCAUUGUCAGGCUGGUCACCCCUCUCCAGCCAGAGUCCUCUGUCCUCAUCCCCAGUCUCUUCGUUGAGGCGUCUCUACCCGCUGACCCCUCCCCGACUCUGCUCACAUAUCUCUUCCUGCUCCAGUGCCCCUUUCCCUGCCUCAACCUCAGCCACUGCCUCCAGGAAGUCCUCCCUGCCUGCACACCGCAGCCUGUUUAGAAGGAUCCUGCCCUGGGGAGGCAGCCCCCAGAAUGAGGCUGGAGCCCCAGGGAGGCCCCGAGAUCAUGGGUAGGGAGGGCAGCUCCAGCUGUUGCGUUUCCAUCUGGCCCUGGGGGCCAGUCUCUGAGCCGUCCGUCUCGCUGUUUGUCUCUUUUCAUCUGCCUCCUUCAUUUUGUCUCUGUCUCUGUGCCUCCACUUCUCCACGUCUGACCCACUGGGACACGCUUUUAACAGGCGCGAAGACACUGUCCCUGGUCCCCCCACCCUGUGAUCUGCGCCCCUUUCCAACAGCUCUGAGCGAUUUCUUGAGCUUCAAAAGGCACAUUAAUUACUCUAAUGAGGUCAGGAGAGACCCACGCUCUGCCAUCCAGAGCCGGGAAUACGCUGCACCCCCUCCCCAGCCCCACCGCCUCCUGCCCCCACCUCGGGUGGGGAGGGUGGGCUCUGCCUGCUGCCUGUCAGGGCCUGUCCACCGCGCCCGCACUCCCGGCGUGAGUGCGGAGUAAUUGGCAGCCCCGCCAAGGUUAAUGCACUAUUAGCAGGGAGUUCUCCACGGCUAAGAGCUGGGAGAGGGGCCUGUCAGCACAAGAUGAAAGGCCUGGGGUCUGGGCUGGCCCUCGGGCUGUGUGCGCGUGUGCACGCCUGCAGCUGACAUGGGCCGGGUUCCCUCCACCUUCCUCACCCUCAUGCACUCCAGCACGCAGGCCCAGGCACACAUGACGUGCGACAUCCAUGGUCACGUGUACGGGUGGACACAGCCUCGCUGGACACACGUGACCACACACACCUUCGCACACGGGAGCCACCUGUGCAGAUACUAAGUCCCGUGCCAGGUGGGGGUGCUCAGGCCCCGGGCCCCUCCCACCACCUCCUGCCCCCCCGUCCCCCCAGAUGUGCCCACUGAACACACGGCAACCAGACCCCUCCACCAGGCUCCAGGUUGGGGUCUCCUGCACUGCAGCUGGUCAGGCCUAGGUUCCAGAACUGUGGCCUCAGACAGGCCCCAGACUCCCGGCCUCAGUUUCUCCAUCUGGGAAAUGGGGACAGGUGGAUAGGCCUGUGAGGUGGCCUUGCAGGCUGCACAUGUCGGUGGCCCCUGGUACCCAAGUCAUUCUCUGUGGGGGGGCCCUGAGCUGCCACUAACCCCAAGGCGGCUGUUAACAUCUGUGUCCUGGGUAGGCACAGCUUCUGCUCCGGGAAGCACGUACAGCAGCUACUUAUA
This is a messenger RNA of Cynocephalus volans (Philippine flying lemur), 3046 nucleotides long. RefSeq names its product family with sequence similarity 174 member C (gene FAM174C). The record is from RefSeq and is a predicted model, not a curated record. Lineage: Eukaryota; Metazoa; Chordata; Mammalia; Dermoptera; Cynocephalidae. The coding region runs from base 1 to 366 and encodes 121 amino acids. Gene Ontology annotation, cellular component: extracellular region. The transcript has 3 exons.